UCUUCACAGUAAAUUAAUACAUGUUAUUGAUCCAAAUCUAAUUUAUUAUAUAUUCUUAUUUCUAAAAAAUUAUGUAUAGUCUAUAGUAUUUUAAUAAUUAUAGUAUAAUAUAAUCUAUAGUAUUUGCUUCUAAUUUCAAUCUUCAAAGUCUUUACUAUUAUUAGUAUUUAUCUUUUACUACAAUAUUAUAGUUAUUUUUAAAUCAAUUCCUUUCAAAUCACCUGUAAGUAUAUUUUAUUACAAAGUUAUAAGUAUAACUAAUCCAUACGAAUACCUUUGUUAAUUUGAGUUAUUUGUAAUAAAUUAUAAAUUAUUAUAUUUAAGAAUUUUUAUUUCAUUUUCUUCUACUAUCUUAUAUUUUAUGUUAGUUUCCUAUUAAAGGUUACUUUACUGCUGAAUUAUUUAUUUUCACUGUAAUUUGAUUGUUCAUUAUUUUAAAUAUAGGUUUUUUUUUUAGUUGGCAAAAAUGCCGGAAAAAAUAGGGGUGUAAUGUCAUAGGGUCCUAUCACUGGUAGCUUCCCUUCUCAUUGUCCCUUCCCGUCAUAAAUUGUGUGUCAUAUUUGCUUAUUGUAUUUUUUUUUUUAUAUACAGAUUGUAAAAGUCAUUUUUUAAUAAAAAAAAAAAAAAAGUUUUUUUAGAUUUUGAGUGGAGUAAAGAAGCUUAUCAUUUUACAAUGAUGUUUAUUAUUAUUAUUUUUUAUUUGAACAACUUUUCUACCAAAUAUUCUGCUCUGAUUUACAAGUGUAACACUUUUUCUGAAAGGCAAUUUGACUGGGAAAUUACCUCCAUCUCAAAAGACAAUUUCAACCGGAUUUAUUUUUAAUAAAAUGUAAAGAUAAAUGUACAUGUGUAUAUAUAUAUAUAUAUGUCUAUUAAUGUCUAUUUAAGUUGAAGAUACAGUGAAAUCUAUGUAACAGACAAUUACGGAACCAUACAAAUUAUCCGUAAUAGACAGGUACGAGAUGUGGCAUUUGCAAAGAAAAAAACAAGCUGACAUACUUUGCACGAUUGGUGGGCCACUGUUGUAGGUAAAAAGUUAGGAAGGUUGAAGGGAAAUUUAAUGUAUAUCAUGAGGCAACAAUUAAUCAUUGCUAAUGAAAAACAAUUUUGCGCGGAAUUCAGUUAUACAUAUUUUGAUAGGCUGUAAUAUUUAAAAUUUGAAAAUAAUACAUUUCUUAAUUGUUCCAUUUUUCCCACUUAUUACGGAAACCCCUGAGAAAAUCAAAAAAUUACCAUUCUUAAGUACCACCCCAAUAAAAUUUCCUUUUAAAAAAAGUGGUACACUUUAAAAUUUAAUCAAAAUUUCUGGUAGAAAAGUUGUUUGCAGAAAAAAAAUCAAUACAUUUAUCACUUCAUUCAGAAUCAAUUAAAAUCAAAACAGAGACAAAUGUAUAACACUAUAAUGGAGAAGCAAUAAAAAAAAAGAACUGUAAAUUCUUUAACUUUAAUACAUAUUUCUGGAUAAUUCUGUAUGUAAUCUGUCAUAAUUGGUAUUUGAAAUAGACUAGUGACUGUUGUAUGGUAUGUAUGUACAGUGUACAUAUUUGAAAUAUAUUUGAUUUUGAACUAAAAUAGUUGUCCUUUAUCAAGGUAUUAAGGAAAAAUAUUAAAGUCCGUGUCCGUAAUAGAAAGAGUUUGUUAUAGACAGGUCGAAAUAGAUUGAAAUGCCUAUCUUUUUUAUGAAGAUAUUAUUUUGUCGGUUAAGAAAUUUGUCAGUUAUAUACAGGUGUUAAGACAGGUUUCAUUGUAAUUAAAUUUAUCUCUCAGUAUUAGGUAGGUAACCUAUAUAAUGAAAAUGUUAUAAUUUUAUAUUCUCACAGCGCUAUGUCUAGUCGUGAAGGAGGAAAGAAAAAGCCUUUAAAAAAUCCCAAGAAAGAAAAUAAAGAACUUGAUGAAGAUGAUCUUAAGAUGAAACAAAAGUUAAAAGAACAACAAAAAGCAUUAAAUGAUUUGAAAUGCAAAGCAGCACAAAAAGGUCCAAUGGUUGGUGGCGGAAUUAAAAAGUCAGGCAAAAAGUAAUGAAUAUUAAAAUCUAAAUUUUUAUAUUAUUAAAUAAAAUGAUUGAUCAUGGUUUAAGAACAAAUCCUGUAUGUUAACUCCAAUUUAAAUAAAAUAUAAUGUUUAAUGUAAACCUAAUUAUAAUUUUAUUUAUUAAUUUUGUUCUCUAUUUUGUAUUAUUAUAUUCAUAAUUGUUUGAAAACAAGUUUUCUAAAUUUGUUUACGGUUAUCCAAUCUGACUAAAAUAUAAAGCCUAGUUUCACAAGGUUGACUUUUUUAUGUCAAUAUUUUGCCCUUAGAUUAUGUGGAAUGUUUUAAGUUAAUGACUUUGAUUUGAUUGAUUUUAAAUUUUAAGUAAAUCUUAUAAAUACUGUCAAUGUAUAAAAUUAUUUCAUGGGUUUUUUAUUCAUACUAUUUAUUUUAAUAUUCAAUAAAUAACAUUAGGAGAGUGAAAAUUAAGAUUAUCUUUACAUUAUUAUUUUGGCAAUAAAAUAUUUUAAAACUAAAGUUAUUAACUUAGACAUUAUAAUUAUUUUACUUUUUAUUGGCAUUAAAAACAAUAAUUAAAUUUAUGUAUAUAAAAUCAAUAUAAUAUAUUUAUAAUUUCAAUUGGUUACAAAAUUAUGGUUUAUAAAUAAUUUUUUUUUUAGUUUAUAAACAUAUUGUUUUAAAUGAACAACUUAAUAUCAAAUAUAAUAAAAAAAGUUAUGUAAUUUAAUAUAUUAAUAUGUCUAUUAUAUUAUAAUAAACAUUGUUGUAAAUUUAAAAUAAUAUUAAGAAGAGACAGCGAAACUAAUGCAAUCAUCAAAGAUUAAUUGAUUUUUAAUAUAAUAACGAAUAUUAACAAAAUUCUAACAGAUCCACUUUCUAAUGAAAUUUUAAUUUUUCACAUAAUCAAAAAUAUCCUAAAUUGUACAUGACAAUAGUUAAUCAUAUAAAUAAAUUAAAUCUACUUUAACCGACCUUAUCUUGUUGACAUUGUAAAUUUAAUAUAUAAUUCCUUUAGAUGAUAGACUUUUUAAAGUUUUAACUUUAUAUAUGACAAUGAAUAAUAGACAUACCAACGGAGUAAAAACGUUUUCAUAACUCGGUAAAGAAAUGUAUAGUAUUAGGUUAGUUGUCCGUUAUCAACAGCAUGGAUUUUAUCAAAGGCCUAUCAUUGUGCUGUGUGUAAUGCAUAGACAUUAUUAUGUCUGGUAUAAUGUGGAGAAUACAUUCAUACUGUUAUUAAAGAUAUAUCUUUAAUCAUGAUUUAUACUUUAGAAAAUAGGUAAACAAAAAUUUUAAAAAAAUGGAAUAAUAUAUUGUUAACCUGUUGGCCUAAAAAUGACUAAAAAAAGGUGUCCUAGGGUAAUGGGGAAAAAUUCAGCUACUGUUAUAGGUAAUUUAAUGUAUAUAUGUAAGCAACAAUUAAUCAUUGCAACCAAAAAAAAUGAUUCUUAGCGGAGUUUGUUGAUAGUGUUGCUUCCUCAACAAUAUAUAUGUCAUAUUAUGGUAAAAUAAUUACAUAUGCAUUAUAUAUUUCCUUUAAUAAUAUUUGUUUAAUGUUAUACUGGUUUUCCCAGUUUUCCAAUGUUUUUCCAUUUAUUGGGAAAAUCAAAAAAUGACCAACCUAAUAUACCUCCCCAAUCUGAUUGUCUUUUGGAAAAAGUGCUAGCAUUGUAAAUUGGAGCAAAAUUGUUGGUUAAAACAGUUGUCUAAAGAAAUAAAAAAAAAAUAAACAUCAUUUGAAAAUCAAUACAUUCCUCGCUUCAUUCAGAAUCUAAAAUGAUUACCAAAUAACGAUGAAAUAACCGUUUUUGUUAAUCAUUUCCAUUGAGAUUCGCAAAACAUUUGAUUUUCAAAAUGAAGAGAACAUAAUUUGAAAUGUAUAAUAUUAUAUUUGUUUGCAUCAAAUUGCAGGUCAUUUCUAUGACUAUUUAUUAGCCAUUGAAUCAUUCUAAAAAUGUAUUCUUUGGUUUACUAUCAAUUCAAAUCAAUCCAAAAUAUACAACUUACCUGCCUUGAUUGUUCAGACAGAAGACUAUAACUUGAAUCAUUACAAUUAUCGCAUGUAGUUGAACAAUUUAAAUAUGCAUUGCUUAUUAAGAGUAUUUAGUUCAACAAGUGCAGCUACUGUUAUAGGUAAUUUAAUGUAUACCCAACGAUAAACCAUUGCUUACAAAAAAAUGAUUCAGACUUCAAACUUAAGCUUUAAAAAAGGCUCUUUUUCUGAUGUAUUUAUAUAUAACCAAACAAUUGUGACUACAAUCUAUAAAAUAGGUGAUCCCACAGAGCUUACAAAUUACAGACCAAUAUCAUUAGUUUUAGCUAUGUCUAAAUUACUAGAAAGACUAGCAAAAAUCCAACUAUGAUUUUGUGAAUAUACUGGUAGCAAAUUUAGCUUAUAGUGCACUGAUAGAGGUAAAUUAUAUUUAGGUAAAUUUUUAGAAGAAAAAAGGUUGAAUCAGUGUAAUGAAAUAUGAACAAUUUUAAACUUACAUUAUGUAAGCCUAAAACGACCUUAAUUAAUAUAGUUAUAUAUAAUAUACAGAGGAAUAAAUAUCUAUAAUCAAUUGCCAUACAAAAUUAAACAAAUUAAUAAUAACCAACAUUUUAAGUUACCUAAUUAAAAAAAUAUAUACAAAUCUAUUCAACUAGUCUUACUAUUUUUCACCUUAUAUAAUAUCUAGGUAUUCAACUAUUUAAAUUAAUUACAUUUUUUUUUCUUUAGUGAUAGUAUGUAAAUCACAUAUAAUGUUAAAUGUAUACAAUUUUUAUGUAUUAGAUAUAUUAUCAUCAUAAUUUAUCAAUUAAAUUUGAUAUAUAAGACUCCCAAAUCUCACCUAACAUUACCAAGAAUAGCUUAAAGAAAUUGAGUAUGAACAAUUAUAUUAUUAUAUUAAGUAUGUUUAUACAAUUGUAACACUUAUAAAACCACUAUGAAAUAUUCUUUAGAUUCUAAAAAUUAUUAAAAUAUGAUCUAUAGGAAAUGCCACACCAAUGUUUAUGUAUGUAUGUAUUUUAUUUAUUUAUCUAAACUAUUUAAAUGAUAAUUAUAAUAAUAUUAUUUUUUUUCACUACAAAUCUAUAAUAUUUUUUAAAAAAAGCAAUGAGUAUUCUGUUGUAUAGAUCUGUAUAACUUACAAUAAAAAGGCUAUUGAAAAAUCACAUCGGCUGAUUACUGUGACGUUAUACUACUACAUAACCUUUUUUUUUUUUUGCGCUUCACAUCGUGCAUUAUUGCAUAUUUAUUGCUUAUUUAACACCUUCAAUUCAAUUUUCACGCAUUUUGAGAACCACUGAGCUCUCUUAUUAAAUAUUACUAGCAAACAUCCGUAAAAUUACGAUUUUUAUUUUUUAUCAGUUUUUGAAGAAGUCAAGGAACUAUUUGUAGUACAAAUGAAGAAUUAAGAUAUAUCUUAAUUUGUCGUCUGCAGUCACUUAAAUUAAGUGCCGUACUAUUUUAUAUAAUCAUGGAUAAACGAUUUUCUAAGAUUGCUGUUGAUCCUAAAUUUAAACGUAUACCUAAAGGUGAACGUAAAGUCAAGAUUGAUAAACGUUUUCAAUCUAUAUUCAAUGAUAAACAAUUCAAAGUGAAAUAUACUAUUGACAAAAGAGGAAGACCUCUACAUACUUCUACUACUGAAGAUUUUAAAAAAUUCUAUCAUUUAUCUGAUGAAGAAAAAGAUGAUGUUACAAAUUCUGAACAAAAUUCAAGUGAUGAUAUUAUUGAAGAAACAGACAAACAACUUUUCACUGAUGAUGAAGAUAAUGAUGAAAAAAACAUAAUCAGUAAAGAAAUCAAUUGUCAUCUAAAAGACACAAUAGAUUAUGCUAGAGGCAAUGGUGUACUGCUAUCUGACAGUUCGUCAGAUGAUGAUACAUCUACCGACGAAGAAAAAGAAGGUAAGUAUCUAAUUAUUAAGUAAUUAAGUAUAGAAUAUUAAAUUAAAUUAUAACAUGUUUUGUUAAUUUCCUACAGAAAAUGUAGAACAUGGUUGGGGUGAACUAGACAAAGAUGCUGAUAAUAUUGAAGAAGCAACAUUUAGAUUAGCAUUGUGUAAUAUGGAUUGGGAUAGAAUACAGGCUACUGACUUAAUGAUUUUAUUCAAUUCUUUUUUACCAACUGAUGGCUUUAUUAAAACAAUAACUGUAAAUACAUAAAAUAAUAAAAAAGUAUACAUUUUACUCUAAAAUAUUUUAUUCUUUAUUAUAUUUAUGAAGAUUUAUCCAUCCGAAUUUGGCAUGAAACGAAUGCAAGAAGAAGAAGUUACAGGACCUCCUGAACUUAUUUCUAGUAACCCUAAGAUAGUUGAUUCAUCUGAUGAAAGUGACCAAGUGAGAUUCAAAUACCUAUAUUUAACCAGGUUUACAAAUUAAACCAAUUACUGUUUUUGUUCUCUUAUUUUGUUAUUAUUAGGAAGAAGAAGAAGGUAACAAAUUCCAUAUGGAAAAACUUCGAAAAUAUCAAUUAGCAAGAUUAAAGUAUUAUUAUGCUAUUAUUGUUUGUGAUUCUCCAGAAACUGCCAAUAAAAUAUAUACAGAGUGUGAUGGCUUAGAAUAUGAAAGUAGUGCUACACGUUUGGAUUUAAGAUUUGUACCUGAUGAUACUGUGUUUGAUCAAGUAAUUAUUUGUUAGGUGUGAAUUUAAAACACAAUAUGGGUAUUCUCUUUUAUAAAAAAAUAAUUUAUUAUAGUUUCAUAAUAAGCUGUCCUGCCCUGUAUUGGCCGUGCCAAACAAAUGUAUAAUUCAAACAUUGCAAACAUUUCCCCUUGGAUUUUCUAUUUCAAUUUCCAUCAUUAUCACUGUAGUUAAGGGUUGUUGUUCUUAAAUUUUAAAAAAUACAUUUUCUUUUCAUACUUAUAUAAAUUAAUUAUAUGGUUGUUAUGUUAUAAAAAAUAUCUGAUAAUUUAUUAUUUUUAUCCAGUCAAAGCUACUACAGAUUAGGUCUACUACUUCUACUUGUUUGGUUAGUUUAUCAAUCGAAGAUUUCAAUAACCUUAAUUGCUUAAAAGCUUGUCCACAAUAUAAUUUAAAAAAUACAACAUAACAAUUGUACGUGCAGUUUCAGAGAUUACUAAUUACAAAACAUUUCACAUUUAUAUACAUAUAUAUAUAUGAGGGGCUUUAAUGCAAAACAUGCUUUUUCCAUUUUUAAGGAAAUUAUGUUGUACAUUAAUUAUUAUGAUAAAUUGUAUGGACAAUUGAACGGUGCCAUUAUUAUUAGCUUAAACAGUAUUUUUUCUUAAAAAAAUGAUAAUUAAAAAGCUGCGUUUUCUGCAAAAUGUUCCAUUUCCAAGAUAUCCUUUAAUGCAAAACUAAUUUUUUCCAUUUUAAUUCAAAACCUAUAUAUUCCAGAAAAGGUCUGUUUUGCAAAAAAAAAAUUUUUUUUUAAAUCCCAAUAAAACAAUAAAAAUCAUUAAAUAGAAAAGAAUGAAUUUAUAAACAAUACCAGAAUAUUUUUAGUUUUUUUUAAUACUCUUAGGUGUGGUCUACACCAAUUCAAAAAUCUUAAAUAGUAAAUUUGCCCUACUGAAAAAUAAGAAAAAAAGGAUAAAGUAUGUUUUGCAAUGAAACCCCCUCAUAUAUUUGUUUUAAGUUUAGGGGUUUAGGGGGAGAGUAGUAGAGUACUAAAAAAAUUCCGGCUCUGUGCUGCCUCAUAAAUGACACUCUGCUACUCUCCCUACCUAAACUUUAAAGUGAAAUAUCUUGUUAAGGGGUUGACAGAAAUCAAAAAUUUCACCAUCAAAAUUUAUUUUAAGUAAUAUUUUGUCUUUUCCGAAUUUUUAGUAUAGGUUCUCAUUUGACAAAUCCAAAGUUGAUAUCACUACAGUUGGAUUCACUUUAUAUGUUGUAAACAAUUUUAUUUAUUCAAAAAUAUUGGCUUUAGCUACACUUUAAAAUUCCAAAACUUAGAAUUUAAAUAUAUGCAAAAUUUAACCAAAAAAUAUGGAGUGAGCAUGAUUAGUGAAUCACCCUGUGUAUAUAAACAUGUAUUGAGGUAUAAUGCAUUUUAUUAAAAAGAAAAUUGCUUGAACUCGUCUAGAAAGAGAUAUAAAAUAUAAAUAAUUAAAAGUAAAUAAAAUAAAUGUAAAAUGACUAGGUAUUAUUAUAUAAUUACUAAUUAAAAAAAAAAAUAUUUUUACACUUGCUAGCUUAAAAAACUUGUUCACAAAUUCAUUAAUAUAAUAUAUUUGUUAUCGUUUUUUUAUAAUAUGUAAUAGUUGUUAAUUAUAAAUUAAUGUUACAUACUAUUUACAGGAGCCAAAAGAGGUAUGUGAUAAAUUACCAGAUUUGAUUAAAUACAAACCUCACUUAUUUACUACAACUGCCUUACAACAAGCUAAAGUAAACCUUACAUGGGACGAGACAGACCCAAGGCGCAAUGAAUUAGUUAAUAAACUUAAGACAAAUCCUAAAAGUGAAAUCGAUGAUAAUGAUUUACAGAAAUAUGUAGCUUUUAGUUCAGAAAAUGAGAGUUGUGAUGAUGAGACUAAACAGUCAUUUGAAGAGAAUGAAGAGGAUAGUGGUUCUAAAAUAAAUUCGAUUGACAAAUAUAAAGAAUUAUUACAAAAUAUACAACAAGAAGAAGAAAUAAAAGCUAGUAAAGAUACAGAAUUGGAAAUUUCAUGGGGUAUUGGUUUACAAGAAAAAGUACAAAAAUCAGUUAAUGAAAAAUCAAAGAAAAAUUUAACACCAUUCCAGAAAAUGAUGGAGAAAAAGAGAGAGAAAAUAAAAGAAAAACAAAAGUUAAAAAGAGAAUUAAAUAUGACAAAAGAUAAUGAAACUGAUUCAGAGAAUGAAAGUAAGCUAAAUAAACAACAAGCUGAAUUAGAAUUGUUAUUAAUGGAUGAAGAACCAAGUGAAAAACAUCAUUUUAAUAUGAAAAGAAUUCAAGAAGAAAAAACUAAAAGUUCCAAAAAAAAGAAAAAUAAGAAAAAUAUAAUUCAAAAAGACACUGAUGAUACUUUCUCUGUAUGUUAAUAAAAUUAAAAGAACACUGCAUCCACUUGAGUUGUCUCUGUCUUACUAAUGUAUACGAUUUGUUUGUUCAGCAGGGACAACUUUAUUCUACUAAUCUUAAUAUUAGAGUCAAUUGACUUUUUCCCCUACUUAAAGAUAAGAACAUUAUUUAUGCAACUACAUCUCAUUUUUCUCUAUAUUUUUAUUAUUAAAUGAGAUAUAAACAUUAUUAAAUUGUAUAUCACUCAUAUUUCGUUUUCAAAUUAAAAUAUUAAAAAAAAAAAAAAUCAACAUAACUGUUCAGAAUGUUCUUAUUUUCAAAUUCGAUAGUAGAUAAAUUUACUAAAAUAUUAAAAUUAACUGCAAAAUGUUGUUCCUGCUAAAGGAAUAUUUGUUAUAUAGUGUGUAAGAUGGAGAAAAAACAUGCAGUUGUAAUGUUUUCUUAAUAAACUAUUAUCCAUUAUAUGUUAAUUAUUCAUUUUCAUAAUUUUUAGGUUGAUGUAAAAGAUGAUCGAUUUUCUGCAUUGUAUACAUCUCAUCUAUUUAAUAUUGACCCUACUGAUCCAAAGUUCAAAAAAACCAAAGGCAUGGAGGCAUUUAUUUGUGAAAAAGCAUCUAGAAGACAACUGUAUGAUUCUGAAAAAGUUAGAUAUGAUUUUUUUUUUAUUGACAAUUUACUGAAUAAAUUAGUUUAUAAUAAUAAUAACUAUUAUUUUUCAUUUAUAGGUUGAUACUGAAGUUCAGCCAAAAAAGAAAUUAAAGCAAUCAAUUAUUAAUCCAGAACUAUCUAACCUUGUAAAAUCUAUCAAAAGUAAAACUAAACAUACUAAAUAAAUGUCAGUAUUGUAAUGGUUUAUAUUGAAGUGGCAAACAUUAUUAUUAUCUAUAUUAUAUAUUAUGACGUAGGAGUACAUGUCAUAAAAUAUUUAAUGUCAUCUACAGUGGGUUACAUAUAAAAUAUUACUUUUAUCCUAAGAAAUAUAUAAUGAAUGAGUUGGUUCAUUCCAAAAUACAAAAUAUUGGUUAUGAUAAAAAAUAAUUUAAUAAAAACAAAAUAAAUAUCCAAAUAGAUCAUAACCAAUGAAAAAUAAUAUUUUAAUAAUGGAUAUCAUGAGAAAUUAUAUUUUGAUG
Molecule: messenger RNA, 10075 nt
Organism: Cinara cedri
Lineage: Eukaryota; Metazoa; Arthropoda; Insecta; Hemiptera; Aphididae
Source: the annotation of a GenBank genome assembly